UUUGGCGGAUUCUUUUUGACUUUAUUAAAAAAACCUUUUUUUUCUUUUUUUUUUUUUUUUAAAUGCUUUUGUUUGUUUUAUUGGUUUUUGUAAAUAGCUAUCGACCUUCAAUUUAACAGUUAGAUGACAUUUCCAUGCAGCUCACUGCGCAUCCUUACAGCGCAGAACUGACUGUCACGUGAGUGUCACCCGGAAGUCGAAAUGUCAACAGUUAGGAUGCUGCUUCUUUGACAUUUAUGGUUUUUCGAAAUACAGAAAAAACGGGAAAUAAUGGCUUCUGCUUUAAAAGAAACACAGAGCAUUAAAGAGGCGGUGACCUUCAUCAACGCGGUUGAAGUGAAUAAGUUCUCCAAGCUCAUCUCGCGGAUCGUUCAAAAGCUUCAUCUGAAGGGAGAGAAAACAUUCAGUGAAGAAGAAGAAGAAAAACUCCAGGUUGCUCUUUCAUUGGAUAAACGGGGUCUGAAUUUAGUCCUGGAAACAACUGCUUUUGUAUUUGAGCAGGCAGCUUAUCACAACAUAAAGCCAGCGUCUCUGCAGCAGCAGCUGGAGGGGAUCCAUGUGUGCCCAGAAAAGGCUGAGGUUUUGGCACAGGCCUGGGCCACAGCUGGACCUGACCUGGUGGAGAAGCUAAAACGUAACAUUUUUGCUCCUAAGAAGCUGGAUUUUGUUGGCUGGCAGUUGAACCUACAGAUGGCCCAGUCCAGCCAGGCCAGACUGAAGUCUCCCAGCGCCGUCCUUCAACUCGGGCUCCGAAGCGAAGACUCUGAGACAGACCUCUGGAGUGACUGGAGCGUAAAGACCAGAGAUCAGGGAACGUGUCAUCUGAAACAUCAGGGGUCUCUUUGUUCUCUGGAGAGCCUUAACUAAAAUAAUGCAGUAUGUGUGUUUAUUCUGGAGAGGAAUUUAAAGUCCAUUAGAGAUGAUUAGCUUUGCUCUCCACAUUCUUAGUAUGCGGUUUUUGCAUACAUUAAAAAAUCCAUUUGUGAAAUACCCUGCUAAUCCGUCACUCCAAGGCAGAUGUGAUAUAAUAAGAAUAAAAAAAGAAACACUAGGAAAUCUGAAGAAAAUAUUGUUUCGACUGUAGAUUUGGGUAAUGCCACAUGCUUACUCUGACUGACAGGAGUUUAUAAUCCUCUCUUACUCAUUUCUGUCUUUUCCUGUGGGAGAAAUGCUGCUCUGUUAGCUCCUCAGAAUCGGUUUCCUUGUUAGUUUUCAACCUUUGAAGCGUGUGGCUUACAUUUAUUUAGGCUAAAUCUUUUAUUUCUCCCUAACAAGAUAUCAGCAGUUACUCUGAGAAGCUCUGCUGAUGGUUUAACAAACAAAUCUGAGGACUGUAAAGGCUUCAUGCUACUGUUGUCAAGGAUACAGGAAAUGUUAGUUACGGUCUUGAGGCGUUUUGAACGGCUUCUUUUAAAGCAGUUUCUGCCUCAAAUCUGUGAGGCUGAUUAUCCUGUGAGCCUGGAUAGUGUUGUUCCAGCUGACUAGCCAAGUGUCUUUCCUUGAGUGCUGCUUUGUAUUCAGCCCCUGGAGAAUGCCGGCUCAGCCUAAACGUGGAAUUAACCAUGACAUAUUCAAAUUCUGCCAUCUUAAAUGUUGGCCUAUAGGCAAAAGCUCAAAAAAAUGUCUUUCUUUAUCUUUCUGAAAGCUGCUGCAGUAAGACUGUUUUAAUGUUUGGGACUGUUUUCUGCUGUUUUCCUUGGGCUUAAAAAGGGGAUUAAUUUAUUUAAAUCCACUAACACAAUUCCCCUUGUGGGAGGAGAUAGCUUUGGGGCUGAAACAAGGCUGGGUAAACGAGGAGAAUCACUCAACUUCAAAGUGCAUUUCCACCUUUGACCUGCUGGGGGCACUGUUGCCUCACAGGUCUUACAGCAUCUCCUGUGAACCAAAUUAAAAAAGCAUAGAAUUCCUCUCACUUUGUAUUGAGGCCUUUAAUUUUCUUAGGUGUUUUCUGAUGAAUGUUUCCUGACAGCAUCUUAGUUUUUCUUUACUCUAAGGAGUUGUUUUUUGUGUGGAAUUUUAAGACACUGUUGUGACUGGGAAGUAAAUUAGCUUUAAAAUGAACACAAUUCAGCAGAAAGUGUCUAAUUUUUACUACCUAAAGAAAUAAACUACAGGGAAAGCUGCAAAUUGAGGAAAGUAGGGGAUUAUGAUGAAGAAAGACAUGCAAAUAAAAAAAAUAAAACUGGGAGUAAGUAAUGAAUGCAAAGAGGAUAAAGGUGACAAAAUUAGCAGUAAGGAAUGAAGCCAGUAGCACUCUAUGUUGUUGAUUUUUCUGGAACCCGAGUGGAGAUUGGGGCUCUCCCCUUCUAACAAGCCUUUUAUUUCAUUAAAGCUGUCACAGAGGAGGGGGAGGAUUGCCAGAGCGUCUCAUAUCUCUUUCUCUAAACAACAUGUGACAUGCAGAGCAUCAUGAGUAAAGUAGAUUUGAGAAGACACACUUGAAAUUAGGCAAGCUCUGGUUUUUAAAGACCCACUCCAAUGAAAAUUGUUACUUUUU
Messenger RNA from Oryzias melastigma (Indian medaka), 2497 nucleotides. It is a transcript of the gene commd10, whose product is annotated as COMM domain containing 10. The record is from RefSeq and is a predicted model, not a curated record. The coding region runs from base 271 to 867 and encodes 198 amino acids. The transcript has 6 exons. NCBI's taxonomy places the organism in Eukaryota, Metazoa, Chordata, Actinopteri, Beloniformes, Adrianichthyidae.